Molecule: messenger RNA, 9362 nt
Organism: Scomber scombrus (Atlantic mackerel)
Lineage: Eukaryota; Metazoa; Chordata; Actinopteri; Scombriformes; Scombridae
Gene: sipa1l3
Product: signal-induced proliferation-associated 1 like 3
Exons: 24
Coding region: 422-5764 (1780 amino acids)
Biological process (GO): regulation of small GTPase mediated signal transduction; establishment of epithelial cell polarity; activation of GTPase activity
Cellular component (GO): Golgi apparatus; cytoplasm; plasma membrane
Molecular function (GO): protein binding; GTPase activator activity
Source: RefSeq, a predicted model, not a curated record
CGUUGGAGCAUUCUUGGCAGAGUCUCUCUCGGUGAACAGCCAGUCGACCGUCGGCCAACCAGUGUUUCCACAAUGUCUGGAGAUUUAUCUUAACGGAGUAGGAGAAAAAACAACAACACACAGGAGCAGCGUUAAGAGUAAGAGUGAAAAACCGAGCUUUCUCCUCUGCACCGCGUCACCACGCCUGCUUCACCUGUGCAGCUGAAACCAGAACAAGAUCUGCAUUAGACUGAAAAUAGUCCAAGAAGAAGAGGAAGAGGACCAGUCCUGACUCAAACGGGUCCAUCAUGGAUCAGCGAAGUCUUUCCUGCAAUGUUUUUUGAAGCUGGAGGCUGCAGCACCGUCAGCAGUGUGUGUGUGGGGCGAUGCCAGCCCCCUGCCCAUCUGGCCUCUAUCCUGCCCUGAGUUCUCCUGGGGUGCCAUGAAUAACUACAGAGACAGAGGGGUCACCUGCACCUCCUCGGAUCUCCUGGAUGGGGGAGGAGGAGGAGGGUUACCCCAGCACACUCCGUUUCGUCACACCCCCAAUGGCCACCUGGUGCCUGGCCCAACAGACCCGGCCAUGCAACCACGCGUCUCCGUACCUAAAAUGGGUGUUCGGGCGCGUAUUGCAGAGUGGCCCCCACGUCGAGCGCAGUCUCGGGAAUCGCUGCUUGAAAACGGGCAAUAUGGCAACAAUCACCACGGAGACGACUGCUCCACUUCAUUGUCCUCAUCAGUUUUGUCUUCAGACAUCGGGUUGGUGCGGGGUGGAAUCACUAGGUUGCCACGACGACGGUCCAAGGAUGUAGAGUUCAGAGGUGGAGGGUUUGGCGUUGAGAGAGGUUCACCUUUGAGUCUGCGUGUUUUCCCCCCUCUGAGGCAGCGCUCCAACAGCGAGGUGACGCUGAGCGAACAGGACGAGAACGAGGUGGAGGUUCGAGGAGGAGGGGGAAUGGGAAACUUGUUCAGAGAGUAUGGCAGCACCUCCUCUAUCGACAUCCAGGGCAUUCCUGAGCAGAGCUUCUUCGACAUGCUCAGCCAGUUCCACCAGGAGAGGCCUGACCAGCGCAGCACAGCUCCCAUACGCCUCGGGGAGCUGCUGCGUGCUCCAGAUUCACCACCGAGCGCAGCUUUGCCCUCUGCUCCCUCACCUGGUCCCACACCAGGUGGGGACGACAGAGGGACAGGGAGGAAGGAUGGAGCUGAGCGAGUGAGGAAGAAAAGUGGAGGGACAGAGUCAUCGUUGGGCACCUCUUCUUUGUUUCGGAAACUUCGGAGCUCCAGUCGAGGGGAGCUGGAUGGAGGGAAAGGAGAGAGUGGUGAAGACGGAGGGGGGCGGGGCUCAACAGAUGCAUCUUACAAACCGUGGGUGUGCCCUAAGAGUUUUGUCCACUUCGACGCUCAGAGCAUCCUGUUUGACCUCCACGAGGCGGCAGUUCAGCGCGGAUACGUCACCCAGAGGAGGAACACUGCUACGGGGGCAUCAGCUGCUUCAGUGUCUCUGUCUGUGUCCAAAUCCUCGGCUCCGAGCGGGAAUGACCCCGUUUACUCCAGCAUCGAGGAUCUGACCCUGAGCCUCGACCCUGGCUCCACAACGCCUUCUCUGGGCAUGGACCCUCUGGACGGGCCUCCUGGAGCCCACAGCUCGAGCCCACUCCUCCUCUGCUGCCCCCACUUCCUCAACGAGACCGGGGGCCACGGGGAGCGCAACAUCAGCUUCCUCAGCUCGUCAGCAGAGCGAGGAGGGGAGGGAGGAGGAGAGGGAGCAAGGAGCUGGCUGAGGAGGAGUAACGCCAGCGUCUCAGUGCUGGAGGUGCCUAUUGAACAGCAGGUUACGAGACUGGACAGACUGAAACUGUACAGCAUAGAGCAUGUUGACCUGGGGGCCAGGUACUACAGAGACUACUUCCAUGGGAAAGAGCACUCAAACUACUUUGGGACAGACGAUAAGCUGGGCCCUGUGGCCGUGAGCAUCCGCAGGGAGAAACUGGAAGACACCAAAGACCUGAAAGACCAGUACCAGUACCGACUCAUCGUCAGAACGAGCGAGCUGGUGACCCUGCGAGGCUCCAUUUUAGAGGAUGCUGUGGCAUCUACGGGACGGCACGGCACGGUGCGAGGUCUGCCGUUCAAGGAGAUCCUUGAGCAGGUCGUCCCCGAACUCAGUGUCUCCUGCUUGAGACUGGCGCUCAGCACGCCCAAGGUCACAGAGCAGCUUCUCAAACAGGACGAACAGGGGUUAAGUCAGAAGCACAAAGUGGGUGUUCUGCUGUGCCGCACAGGCCAAAGCACAGAGGAGGAGAUGUACAACAACGAGGAGGCAUCGCCUGCCUUCUCUGCCUUUUUGGAGCUGCUGGGGGAGCAGGUGCUUCUCAAAGGAUUCACCAAAUAUGCCGCACAGCUUGACACUAAGACGGACUCUACGGGCACCCACUCCCUGUACACCACCUACCAGGGCUACGAGGUCAUGUUCCACGUUUCCACCAUGCUGCCGUACAUGCCCAGCAACCCACAGCAGCUCCUGAGGAAGAGGCACAUAGGGAACGACAUUGUCACCAUAAUCUUCCAGGAGCCUGGAGCGUUGCCUUUCACCCCCCAGAAUAUCCGCUCACACUUUCAACACGUCUUUGUGAUUGUUCGUGUACACAACCCCUGCUCUGAAAACACCUGUUACAGUGUGGCUGUGACAAGAAUGAAGGACGUGCCUCCCUUCGGCCCACCCAUCCCCAGCGGAGUCACCUUCCGCGACCCGGAAACCUUUAGAAACUUCCUUUUAGCCAAAGUUAUCAAUGCAGAAAAUGCAGCGCACAAGUCGGAGAAGUUCCACACCAUGGCGACACGAACACGGCAGGAGUACUUGCGCGACCUGGCCGAGAACUACGUCAGCAGCACGCCACUCGACUCGGCUGGCAAACUAAACAACCUCAUUUCCCUCGCGUCCAAGAAACGUGAGCGCUCAAAGGCGAGAGAUGGAGCAGAGCUGGGGGCUGCGGGGGCCGUCGCCUGGAGGGUCCUGGCCCAGGACUUUAGUGGAGGUGGGACAGAGCUCCCCUGUGCCUUGGGUUUGUCAGCUGAAUAUAUCCUCCUGACAGACUGCUCCACCAAAGAGGUGGUGUUUAACUGUUUCUGUGCCGAUGUGAUUGGCUGGACACCCGAGCGGCUGGCGCUGAAGAUCUUCUACGGGAGAGGAGACCACAUCGCAGUGCGGGUACCAGAAGGCUGUGCACAGGAUGUCAGGGAAAUGGUGCAGAGGUUAAAGUCACUGACAGUGGGAUGUGAGACGGUGGACAUGACUCUGAGGAGAAACGGACUGGGACAACUGGGCUUCCAUGUUCGUCUGGACGGCACUGUGGCCGAGGUGGAGGAAUACGGCUUUGCCUGGCAGGCGGGGCUGAGGCAGGGCAGUCGGUUAGUGGAAAUCUGCAAGGUUGCCGCGGUGACGCUGACUCAUGAGCAGAUGAUCGACCUGCUGAGGACGUCGGUCACGGUCAAAGUGGUCAUCAUUCCUCCGUACGAAGAAGGGGGGCCUCGCAGGGGUUGCACAGAGGAGUACGAAAUGAAGACCAUGGAGCAGAAGCCAGAACCUGAGCCUUUGGCGGCAGGCUACCGACCAACCCCACGCCCAACAUGGCGAUGGGACAGCCCACCCAUUCCCCCAGGGCUCCACAACGCUCCCAAUCCGCAGCGCUGGGCCCCCAUGGGUGCCCCACCUAUUCCGCUGCCUCGCUCACACAAAGCUCUGAUGCCUGUUCCCUACAGGGAGCCCCAGCACCUCAACCCCAAGAGGCCGGUGAGCUACCCAGAGAACCACUACAGUCUGUCUCCUGCAGGAGGCGACAGAAUGCUGCCCUACAGAAACCCCUCAGCCAGCUUCUCCUCGCCCUCCUCGGGCCUGGUGGGGCUCUCCACGAUAGGGCCGCCUGGAAUCACACCGGGGCCCUUUGUACGCUACAAACCUUCACCUGACAGAUAUGGAACAGGACAGCGCCCCCUGCUGCCCUAUGAGCCCCACCUCAGUAUGGACAUCCCUUCCAGUGGAGAGUCUUCCUCAGGCUUCACCAGUCAGGACAGCACCAUGGAGCGCUGCAAAACAGAACCCCUCUGGCACGUCCCAGCAUCAUCGUCUCGGGGGCCGGGUGGUGGAGGGGGGCAGAGGAGACUACCCAGACAGGAUGUCCCGGGAAAAGACUCCCCAAACAGACACUCGAAGGGCGACACUCAGUACUCCAGCCACUCCAGCAGCAACACCCUGUCCAGUAACGCCUCCAGCAGCCACAGCGACGAGCGCUGGUUCGACGGAGGAGCCGGAGGAGAGCGCGGGGGCGGCGGUUGCCUCGGGGAUCCAGCCGACCCUGACCCUGACCUCCUCAACAAGGGAGGGUCCAACGACAGCGGCAUCGACGCCCCGACACACUACAACAACGCUCGCCACGGAAACAUUUCCAACAGCCAGUCACACCACAAGACUGUGCACUGCUCAGCCACCUACAGCGGCAUCCCGGAGCUGUCCGUGGGAAGGAGCACUGGCAACGGAGAAGCCAGGAGACGAGAGUCAUCACCCAUCAUACCAGCCGCGGCCAAUCAGAACAAAGGGUACCGGACGAGGACAUUUCCACCACCUGGUUCCAGCGUUGAUAAAAUGGAUGCUUUCAAACCCAGGGCCUACACACCUCAGGGUUACAAGACACCAACAACAGACAAAGCCCGGCCUGUCCGAGCCUCUACGGCAACACCCACUUCAGCUCAGUUAAGCUCCACCCCUCUGUCCAGCUCCGCCCCCAAGACUUUAUACGGAAAGAGCAGACAAACUGCCUGGCAGCCCGAAGACGCCAGCCCAUCACCUUCAAACACGAACACAGCGUCCAGCUCUGACAGCAGCAGCAGCAAGAAGCAGGUGGAUACGAAUUCAAAGAACGUGUUUGGACAGCCUCGACUCCGAGCAUCACUGAGGGACCUGCGCUCUCCACGGAGAACUUACAAGAGCACCAUCGAAGACGACUUGAAGAAACUGAUCAUCAUGGACAACCCCGGAGAGAUGCCACAAAGAGAUCCGUCUCCCAGACGCACCUUGCAGCGCACCUUUUCAGACGAGUCUCUGUGCAGCGGGCGUAAGGACUCCAGCUUCGCCAACUCAGAGAACCAGACCACCCCUAACGAUGUGCUUUUCACCUGUACACUGCCCACACGCAGACAUGCCGUCUCCUCCAACCACAUGCAGAGUAAGAAGGUGCCUCUGUCUGCGUCUGAGCUGUCCCUUACAGAAGUGAGGGACAAAGUUCCCCCCCUGAGGAGGCUGGAUCCCGGCCUGAUGCCCCUCCCUGACACAGCCUGUGGACUGGAGUGGUCCAGCCUGGUCAACGCCGCUAAAGUCUAUGAAGCACAAAGAGCAGUUUCCCUCUUCUCUCUGAAUGAGGUGCACGUUGGAGGUCCAGACAUGAGACCAGUCGUCAGUCCUGUCCAGUUUCCCACUCCACAGACGCCAAGAACCACACCCACCUUCAGCGGUGACGAGGUGCCCAACGAUUUGUCAGGACGUCUCUACCACCUGGAGGUGAUGUUGAAACAACUGAACACUGAUCUGGAGAGGGAGAAGCACGACAAGGUGGCGCUGCUCGCCGAGAUGGCCAACCUGCGAGAGAACAACCAGCGGCUGCAGGAGGAGAGCCACUCGGCCAGCGAGCAGCUGCGCAAGUUCAGUAUGCUGUUUACCAAUAUCAACAAGACAGGAAGUGACCACGAGGCGCACUCCAUAACGCCCGAAACUCAGUCAAAGAGGGAUUAAUCAGCACCUGCAUAAAGAAGAAGAAGAGUAUGUGAUUCAGGCCAGAGAGGGGGCGAGUGAGAGAAAUAUCCUUUUUAACGCUGCCUGCUCAGUACCCAUAAUUCCUUGCACACACAGAGGCAGCAGAGGUCACCGUGAAGUCACCUCACUUCCACUGGACCGCCUUAAACUUGAGAGAGUCAGAGAAAAAAACACGUUUUUGAAUCACUCCUCGAAAGUCUUGCCUGGCAUUCCUUCACUCGGAGCGGAGACCCUCCCUCUCUUUUCUCUGAGCCCGUUUAUUUUUAUAAACUGAAGUCUUAUACAUAAACUUGUCAUAAAUAUAAAUACACACAUGCUACUAUGCUAGAGGAGCGAGUAGGAGUGGAGACUGUUUUACAUCACCUGGAGAGGCCUAAUACUGUUCCUGCAGCGAAUCAGCCAAAAAAAAGAAAGAAAGAAAAAAAAAGACUCAUUACAGACUGCAUCUCCCAGAAUGCACUAGAAGUAAUGGAAGCUCUACAGACAUGGUACUGUAGAUAGAUGCCUGUGUGGUACAAUUCUCAUGAAUCAAUAUUAUCUAUAUUGUACUAAUAUUGUAUAACAGUCGUAUUAAAGAGGUGUGUGUGUGUGUGUGUGUGUGUGUGUGUGUGUGUGUGUGUGUGUGUGUGUGUGUGUGUGUGUGUGUGUGUGUGUGUGUGUGUGUGUGUGUGUGUGUGUGUGUGUGUGUGUGUGUGUAACUGAUGGUACAGCGAAUACUCAGAAGCGUUAUCGCACAAUCGUGUUUGUGCUCAAAACUAGAUGCAUUUUAUUAUCCUUUGGUAUGUGUGUGAUGGUCUGUUUAAUGACGACUGACAGAUGAACAAACUAAUUUACUGUAAUGUGAAACUCGUGGGCCACAUUAUUUUUCCUUUCCUCUGUUUACAUGGACAAAGUUUGGCCCAAAGAUGUGAAACAAGCCAUCAGCGUGUUGAGAGAGUAAAUGUCAGAAACUCAGUGAUUAUAUGACAGUAUCAUAUCUUUAAUGUAGUUUUUAAUUUUCACUGUUUUCAGCAGUGCUGUAUCAUCUCAGAUCUAAACUUACUGAAUCAUUGUUUUAUCCCGUAACUCAUUUUCACUGUACGUCUUUAAAAAUCAUCAUUAUUCUAAUAUUGAAAGAAAUAGUUUGACAUUUUGUGAAAUAGCUUAUUUACUUUCUGGUGCAAUGCUGGAAGAGAUACUCUUCCUUUAUUUAAGUUAAAGUACCAAUACAGCAAUGUAAAAAGGACCAGUUUUACCAUUACAAGUCCUGCAUGAAAAAUCCUACUAGUAAAAGUACGUAAAAUAUAGGCAGCAAAAUGCAGUUAAAUUAUUAAAGUACUCAUUUAGUCCCUCUGACUGAUAUUAUAUAUUAUAUAUGGAGGUUGUGAGAUGAUUAAUGGGAGAGGAAAGAAGAAAAAACAAAGCUCUAAUACACUGGUCACUUCUUUUUUUAGCUUUAGUUUCGUUUUAAUUAGUCAGUGGGAGGAAAAAAUAUAAAUCCUACCAUUUGUCACACUUCAGACCGUUGAUCCCCCAAAAGUAAGACAGCCCUGUAACACCGGCCCACAUGAGAGCUUUGUGUCAGGUCUGAAAUAUUCAACAGUGAAUCACAAAAAAGUGACAGCAAAAAUGAGAAAUCCUGAUCAGUGAAAGAGAAGAGAAAACAUUGUAAUCAAAUGUUUCACCCUUUUAUAGUUUUAUUGUAUUUUUUUAUGAGAUUUGCCUUUGAGGUUUCGGGUUUUAAUUUUUUUUUUUUUCUAGUUUGAUUCAUGGGAUAUUUAAUCCCAUACAAUCUGUGACCUGCUCAUUUAGGUACCUGGUAGCUACUUGGUUUGGGUCACUGUAUUAAACACGGUGCCCUCAGAGUAUUCACAUAUUAAAAUAAACCAGAUAUAAUAUGUGACCCAGUCAGCUUUAGAGGUGGAUUUUUAAGCAAAUAAGCACAUUUCCACAAAUGUCAAAUUUUUCCUUUUUAUAAUCGCGUCUUCUUUGCAUACUAAUCGAAAUGAAGCUGUGUCUCCUGUAAAUUGUGCUCGUAGAAAAACUUUUACUGUAACACGAAACUCACUCGACAACACUGAAGCUCCUUCAUGUCAGAACCACUCUGUGUAUGUGUGUAUGUGUGUGUGUAUGUGUGUGUGUAUGAGGAUUGAUCCCGACGUUCUGUGAUAACCCAAAUGAACACAAAAGACACUAUUUAUACUGUUAGCUUGCUUACCGAUCUUGUCUACGAUAUCUAUUUUUCAUACAGAGAUCUGAAUGUCUGUGAUGUUUUUCGAAUGCUGGUACUGAACGGACGAUAACGUCCCAGCAGCAGAGGCUAUGUGACGAUGUUUCUUAUCUUAAAGCUUCCUGUGUCGGUAUCGAUAUUAGCUGAUGAUGACAUUGUACUGAAUCAUCAUCAUCAUCAUCAUCAUCAUCUCCUGCUCCGCUCCGCUCCGUGGACCAGCUUCUUCUUCAUCAUCAUCAGAAGGCUAUUUCUUCUUCUUCCCUGAUCUGACUGGAAAUGUUUCCUUGAAUUCUCCAACUCGCUCAGGUUCCUCGAGAUGCUGUUCAUGGCACUAAACGGUGGGUUAGGGGUUGGCGAUAUGCUGCGUUUGUACCCUCGGACAGUUUUAUACCGUUGUUGCGAUCCCUUUAAUAUUUCUGGGUGUGUUCGAGGCAAUUGGAUUUUUAUUAUUUUUUGCACCCAUGUGAUAAAGUACUGUGAUUUAUAUGGAUUUAAUUUGCUGGAUUAGAUACAAAAAAAAAAGACUUUCCUGACUCAUUAUUUUUUCAAAAUUGAUUUUCUGGCAGUUUGUGACAGAAGAUAAAAUAUGCUGUGAUAGAAGAUUUGACCCGUAUCGCCCACUCCUACCAUCAUACUUUGCUUUCACUGACUUGGAGGUGUGCCUCCUUUAUUCCUCUGCAGCCAAUAAAGGUUCACGUUUGGGCUUGAUACCAGUCAUGUUUUUACCGAAGCCUGACUGGACCCAAUGUGGUUCAGGCCUCUCCAAAAACCAACAAGCUCCAAACUUUAUUCUGCUUUUGGAUAUUUAAAGUCUCCAUGUGACACUCCUGUUGUAGGAAAUCCUUCAUUCAUGCAGCUUCGCAGGUGUAGCUGUGACGUUAGUCUUAAUCUUUAGUUUUGCUUGUGUAAAAGGGGCAAGGUUUCUUUUUAUUUUAUUUUAUUAAAUAUAUAUAAAUAUAUAUACAUUUUGUUUUCAUGCAUAAUUUUAAGGUAUUUAUAGCAUACAUCAUGAUCCAUGUUGAACAAAUCAAUAAUGCAUUAUGGUUAAUAUUGUAUAACUAGGUUUGUUUUGUUUUUUUAGAUGUUAAAUAUUUUGAUAAUUUAUUUUUUAACACUUUGGCCACUGUUGCAGACGGCAGUGGAGAUCAGAGGGUACUGUUGUGUUUUUAUGUUUAUGCUGUUUUAUUUCAAAUCUGUGUACAAAACUGAUUUAUAUGAUUUUCAUUGUUUUUCUAUUUUCAUCUUUUUUUUCCCACUCUUUGCACCACGCAUAGACAAACUUUUGGUUCAACAUUUUGUUUUUGGGUUGUAAUAAUAAGUGUACAUUCAAAAGUGUAAAUUAUGUUUUUGUUAUUUUAUAUAAAAUGU